AUGUCGUCCUGGCAAACAAUUGAAAAUGAUGCGGGGGUUUUCACACAGCUAGUCAAAGAUCUAGGCGUGGAGGGCGUGCAGUUCGAGGAGGUACCGCUGGUGGAGCACCUUGCCACACUGAAUUCGCCACUGUACGGCGUGAUCUUCCUGUUCAAGUACGAACGCCAAAACUACGCGGGCGAGGCACCAGUGCAGGGAGAGUUCGAGCAAGCGUGUCCCGAGGGCCUGUUCUUCGCGCAGCAGACGAUUCCGAACGCGUGUGCUACGCAGGCCGUGCUCAACACGCUGCUGUCGAUUGGCAACGACCACCGAAACAGCAUCCGGCUGGGAACCGUGUUGUCCGAUUUCCUGCAGUUCACCGCGGGCUUCAGCGACCCCGCGCUCCGUGGCGAGACCAUCACCAACUCUGUCGCGAUCCGCAACGUCCACAACUCCUUCACAAGCCCGGACCCGUUCGAGCACGAGGAGCCGAGCCCGUCCGCCCAGUCGAGCGAGGCCGCCUUCCACUACUCUGGCUUCGUCCCGUACAACGGCUACAUCUACGAGUUAGACGGGCUGCACCCGCGCCCGAUCAUCCACCGGGCGUACGGUGCCAACAACGACGACCCAGCGGUCUUUGCCGCAAAUCUCGCCGCGCUACUCUCCGCCAGGAUGAGUAUGGUCGCCGACAGCAGCUUCUCCGUGACCGCAAUUGUGCGUGACAAGCUCGAGCAUCUGACCGAACAGCUCGACGCCCCCGACGUCGACGACGGCCGCCGCUUCUGGCUGCAGGACCUGAUCCAAGACGAGCUACGCGUGCGCGACCGCUGGGCCAAGGAGAUCGCGCUGCGUCGCGACGGCCUGGUCGGCCUUGUGUACGCCGUCUUCAAGCAGAUGCUCGGCUCUAUGUCCGACGAUGAGUUUGCCCAACGCCGCGCAGCGGCUGCUGCCCGUACCAACGAACGCGAGAGGCGCCGCACGUGCUAG
This is a messenger RNA of Eremothecium gossypii ATCC 10895, 966 nucleotides long. RefSeq names its product AGL316Wp. The record is from RefSeq and is marked provisional. Gene Ontology annotation, molecular function: cysteine-type deubiquitinase activity. Gene Ontology annotation, cellular component: cytoplasm. Gene Ontology annotation, biological process: protein deubiquitination; ubiquitin-dependent protein catabolic process. The transcript has a single exon. NCBI's taxonomy places the organism in Eukaryota, Fungi, Ascomycota, Saccharomycetes, Saccharomycetales, Saccharomycetaceae. The coding region runs from base 1 to 966 and encodes 321 amino acids.